AACAACUAUCUUUGAGCAAUGCUAGGAAAUGGCACUGGGGAAUGUUGAUGCGUUGGAUACAUGUGAACAACAACUCCAUGUUGAAGCAGCAGAACUUGAUCUCUGCGACCCACUUGGAUACGCAGGAGAAGGAAGCAGUUGUCCCUGAGAGAGCAGAAGAAGCAAAACUAAAGGCCAAAUAUCCUAAUUUAGGACAGAAGCCAGGAGGGUCAGACUUCCUAAUGAAAAGACUGCAGAAAGGGCAAAAGUAUUUUGACUCGGGUGACUACAAUAUGGCCAAGGCAAAGAUGAAGAACAAGCAGUUGCCAACCACCGGGCCUGACAAUAACUUGGUGACAGGAGACCAUAUCCCGACACCACAAGAUCUUCCACCGAGAAAGUCAUCACUUGUAACCAGCAAGCUGGCAGGGUAAACCUGCACUUCUGAUUUUUUUUUUUUUAAUUAUUAAUUUUUGUGUGUGUGUGUGUAUCAAACUGAUUGAACUUCACUGUAUUAUAGGGCUGGGAUGAUCGGAAUUCAUGUAAUCAUUCAUAUACUUACAGUAAUCAAACAAAAGGAAAGGAAGUGAGAUGUGUUUAUAGUCCUGGGUGUGUGUGUGUGCAGAUUUUUACAACUGGUGAUCAGUCAGCUGAGUGGAUCCUUUCCAUACAAAGUCAGUUUGCUGCGUUAGUUUGCGUGCAGCAGAAACCCCUCGGGUAUCGGAGGAGUCAUGUCAGAAGUGUUUGAACUUUGCCACCUCGCUAUCUGAGCAAGGAAGCUUAUAAAAGCAGAAUACUGCACCAGAGGAUUGGCCUGCUGUUGGUUCUCAGCUUGGCUGCACAACUGGAGUGCAGAUCCUGGGACUCUGGGGGCCUCUUGCUGUUCAGCUACUAGGUUCAAGGUGCUGAGAGGUAUAGAAAGAAUUGGGCAGGACUAGGAUGACCAACAAACAGGUGGCCCAUGGGUAUGUGUUAUGCUUGAGCUAAAUGAAUAGUGGAACUCUUGAACAAGAAAUUAGCAAGAAAACAAAAUAAUUCGACAAAAUAUGUUUUUAAAGAAGUGUCAAGAUUUGCCAUUCUGCUUGGCUGAGCAAAUUGGGAACUAUUCCAUACUCACAGGUACCAAUGUGCUUUGGCAAAAUUAGAGUAAGCCCUCUUGAAAGAAGACUCUCUUCAGUUCUACCUCCUGGAAUCAGCAGGUUUUUAAUCUUUGAUUUCCUCUUUGAAAAUCCAGUGUUCUUAAUUGUCAACGUUUAAAACAAACUACUUACCUUCAAUCAGAACUUGUAUCUGUGACUGAAUUGCUCUGUCUCAGGAACUCAUAUGACCCUGAUCACCGUAAUAUCUGAACACCUCACAAUCCUCAUAGCACCCCUGUGAGCACUGCACUUAUCCCACUUUUACAAAUGGAGAACCGAGGCGCAGAGAGAUGAAGUGAUUUGCACACGGUCACAAAGUGGCCGAGCAAGGAACUGAACCUGUAUCUCCCAAGUUUCAGACUGGAAAUAAGGUGUAAAUUUUUAACAGUGAGAGUAAUUAACCAUUGGAACAAUUUACCAAAGGUUAUGGUGGAUUCUCCAUCACUGACCAUUCUUAAAUAGAGAGUAGAUGUUUUUCUAAAGGAUCUGCUCUGGGAAGUAUGGCCCAUGUUUUGUACAGGAGGUCAGACUAGAUGAUCACAAUCAUCCCUUCUGGCCUUAGAUUCAUUCAUAGAUUCCAUGAGUCUUAAGUCCCAGGCUAGCACCUUAACUAAUUGCUGAAAAUACGGAGUAGUUAGCUCUGUUGGAAAGGAUUAGGAAGAGUGUAAAGCAAACAUGGCUUACUGUAUUGUAGUUCAGACAAAUGGGACAAUAAUUAUGACCCUUCUGAGCCCAUGAGGAUGCGUGGGGAAGAGAAAAUUCUCUUUGAAGGUAGAUCACCAGCCUUUUUGUUUGUUUUUUUUGUGUUUGUUUUUAAACUGAGAACCUGGGAGGAUGGAGUGGAAAGAAGCAUAAAAGCAAACUUACAUUAAUGGCAUAGCACAUUAGUAGCUUGGUCUUGUUUUGUUUUGUUUUUUGUUCCUGCCUAUGUCUGUUUCAGGCCUGAAAAUCAUGAUUCAGUGAAUGCAGCCUGUGGAAUGCAAGAUCACAACUGAUAAUGCAUGUCAAAUACGGUCUUUGUGUGGCAUAGAAAAUACAGCAUUUCACCUGGGACACAGGAUCGAACUGCGUUUAUAAUCUUGAGGAAUAUUUUAGCAGCGAUGCAUUAGUGUGUUGGGUUAAAAGGUGUUUCACUGGAAUGAUAAUUUUAAGAUUUCAGCAUGAAGCUUGCUGUGCUGAAAGCAAACAUGAAUCUCGGUUUUAAGUCCAGAAUUUAAAGAUUUGGGUUUGUUUGUUUUUUGGGGACAGGGGAGGGAAUCUGUUUAAUCAGUUCAUUCUGUAGGAUACCAUAUCGAGGUCAAGAAAACCCAAUGAAAGGUAACACUUGAAACUCCACAACUGAUGUAGCUUUCUCUACAUACAUUCUCUGCUAUGCCUUACUUGGUCAUUUUUAGUCCCUAAAGUAAUUCGUACAAAAGUCUGUUUCAGUUGACUGUGUGUUGCUGCUGAUGAUUCUAAAUGGAAAACAUGAUAUUGUAUCUAGCUAAUCAGGGUAUUUCUAAGAGUCAUGCUUCAAAAAAGAAGUAAAAAGCCAAGCCUGACGUAUCAUACAAAUCACCAUCCAUGUUUCUGAGAUUGUAAGGAACCAUUUUUUUUCUUUUCAUAGAGACUGGUCAAUAAAAAAUCAAUUUCAGCAGAGUGAAAAGGAGACAGGGUUUGGUGGGGAGUAGGGAAUUCCUUCUUUGUAAAUGUGUAACUUCAUUCUUUAGUCUCUGUCUCCUCAUGCCUUUUCUCCAGGUUCCAGUCUGAGAAGGUUGGGGGAAAAGCUACUGGUUUCUUGUAUAAUCGCCUCAAAUGUCUUGCUCUUUGUCCCAGCCACAUUGUAAAUAGAUAUGAAUCAUAUAUAUAAAAAUAUAUAUAAUUUUUUACAUCA
Messenger RNA from Gopherus flavomarginatus (Mexican gopher tortoise), 2991 nucleotides. It is a transcript of the gene ENSA, whose product is annotated as endosulfine alpha. The record is from RefSeq and is a predicted model, not a curated record. Gene Ontology annotation, molecular function: protein phosphatase inhibitor activity. NCBI's taxonomy places the organism in Eukaryota, Metazoa, Chordata, Testudines, Testudinidae. Gene Ontology annotation, cellular component: cytoplasm. Bases 42 to 413 code for a protein of 123 amino acids. The transcript has 3 exons.